UCGAGGUAACUGAGAUAGUUCAAAUAGUUUUUGAAAGACUUGGCUACCUCUUUUACAUCGUCAUCCCAUACAGGACGUCAUAUGAGACUCCAGAGGAAGUGCCCAACUAUGCAUUUCAAGUUCUUCCUCACUAUAUGAUUCUUUUUGUGCUGGAAGCUGCCGUAGCUGCUUACUUAAAGAAGCCAGUUUUCAGAGUGAAUGAUUCCAUUGUUUCUGUCUCACAAGGAUUAUUGCAGCAGAUAUCUUUCAUAGCAUUUCGUGGAAUACAGCAUGCAGCAUAUUUCUUCAUUUACGCGCACUGGAGGCUUGUCACACUGCCUUGGAAUUCAAUAUGGACGUGGUGGCUUUGCUUCCUUGCAGAAGAUUUUACAUUUUACUGGCUACACAGAGCUUGUCAUGAAAUAAAUAUUUUAUGGGCAGCUCAUCAAGUUCAUCAUAGUUCUGAAGAUUUUAAUUUAUCAACAGCACUGAGACAGUCUGUGUUGCAAUAUUAUUCGAUCUGGCUAUUCUACUUGCCCUGGGCUUUCUUUAUUCCCCCUAGCGUAUAUUUAGUUCACAACCAGCUUAAUUUAUUAUAUCAGGCCAUGUUGCAUACACAAGUAAUCCGUUCACUAGGACCUCUAGAGUACGUUCUAAACACAGCUAGCCACCACAGAGUUCAUCAUGGUAAAAACAGAUACUGCAUUGACAAGAACUAUGGUGGAGUUUUGAUUAUUUGGGACAGAAUAUUCGGAACUUUUGAAGCAGAAAAGGAGGAGGUAGUUUACGGUCUCACCCAUCCUGUCAAUUCAUUUGAGCCUAUUUAUAUUCAGUUACAUCACUAUAUGCACAUAUGUAAGACAGCCUGGAAUAUGAAAGGUUUUAAAAACAAAAUAUAUGUCAUAAUCAAAGGUCCUGGGUGGUCCCCCGGAAAACCAUGGCGUGGCUGUAUUGAAGAUGUACCAGAUGCGAAAGCUCCUGAUGUGAAGUAUGAUCCACAUGUUCCCCUCACUUAUAAGCUUUAUGCAGUUUUACAUCUUGGUGUGCUUCUUCUUGCUUAUGCAGAAAUAACUACAAGAAGUCUG
Molecule: messenger RNA, 1064 nt
Organism: Stegodyphus dumicola
Lineage: Eukaryota; Metazoa; Arthropoda; Arachnida; Araneae; Eresidae
Product: alkylglycerol monooxygenase-like
Biological process (GO): lipid biosynthetic process
Cellular component (GO): endoplasmic reticulum
Molecular function (GO): iron ion binding; glyceryl-ether monooxygenase activity
Source: RefSeq, a predicted model, not a curated record